Molecule: messenger RNA, 617 nt
Organism: Paraphaeosphaeria sporulosa
Lineage: Eukaryota; Fungi; Ascomycota; Dothideomycetes; Pleosporales; Didymosphaeriaceae
Product: CHAP-domain-containing protein
Exons: 2
Coding region: 1-489 (162 amino acids)
Source: RefSeq, a predicted model, not a curated record
AUGAAGCUCUCAUUCACUGUCAUCUUGAGCGCAAUAGCCGCUGUUACCUCUGCCCUUCCCACAGAUGAGGGCUUCGCCGCACGAAGCGAGCUUGUUACGAGAGCCAAUGACUACCCUUACUCCGGAAAAUGCAACGGCAAUGGAGGUGUGGAUCCUUGGAAAUUCUACAGGUGUCAAUGCACCAGCUUCGUAGCCUACCGCCUCAACAAAGCUGGCGUCAAGUUUACCAACAACUACAAAGGCGAAGGCUGGCACAACGCGAACACGUGGAAUGAGGCAGCCAAGAAAGCUGGCGUCAAGGUCAACAAGACACCCAAAGUGGGGAGUGUCGCACAGACGGAUGCAGGCUCGGCGGGCCAUGUCGCGUGGGUCACUAAGGUCGGGAAGAAGACGGUAACAAUUGAGGAGUACAAUUGGAACAACCCAGAGAAAUAUGGCACUCGUACUGUGUCGAAGGACAAGUUCAGGUACAUACAUAUCAAGAACUGAUAUGGGGGAGGUGGAUAUGAAGGUAUUAGGCGGAUGUGGAGAAGUUUGGCAGCAUCAAACGCAGCGGAAAGGGAACCUGACAGCACUAGAGAAACAACGUAUGGUAGUGCUGCAUUAGAAAGAUUGGG